Molecule: messenger RNA, 468 nt
Organism: Heterobasidion irregulare TC 32-1
Lineage: Eukaryota; Fungi; Basidiomycota; Agaricomycetes; Russulales; Bondarzewiaceae
Exons: 5
Coding region: 1-468 (155 amino acids)
Source: RefSeq, a predicted model, not a curated record
AUGAUUUAUUACCUUCGCAAGGGUCGUGCACAGUUCAAAAAGCAAGUCCGUCGCCUCAUUCUUUCUUGGUAUGCUCGUCGAACAUCCUCCCUCAGCACAAACCGGGCAAUUAGUUUGUUGAUCGCAUACGCAUUGAACACGUGUAAGCUUCCUUCUAUGUUAAAAAUCUCGUCGUCUCCUGUUAUAUUUUUCAUUUAUCACAUUCACAGAGUGUUCGCCGUCACUACACUGAUCACGUUCAUGGCUCUUCAUGAGUCUUUAGCCUAUGCGGCGUUCUUCUUCAUCCUGGUUCGACUAUAUUCUUGUUCAUUCGUGUCCACCCUCAACUCUCGGAGCAUCGUUCGGCAGCAGCUCAACGGCAACGACGAUGGAGUGAUCACGCUGUCCCAAUUUGCUGCAGCGGAAGCGCAAGCAUCUCAAUCGAGGGAUAAGGCCGUCGGUGGGUUGGCGGGAGGGGCUAGUGGGUGA